Gadus morhua (Atlantic cod) is the source of this 4284-nucleotide messenger RNA. RefSeq names its product centrosomal protein 126 (gene cep126). The transcript is spliced from 11 exons. The record is from RefSeq and is a predicted model, not a curated record. Gene Ontology annotation, cellular component: centrosome; midbody; ciliary base. Gene Ontology annotation, biological process: cytoplasmic microtubule organization; mitotic spindle organization; non-motile cilium assembly. NCBI's taxonomy places the organism in Eukaryota, Metazoa, Chordata, Actinopteri, Gadiformes, Gadidae. Bases 268 to 3504 code for a protein of 1078 amino acids.
AUCAUCAUGGCGGGGCGGGACGAACAGAGGUGACAGCGACUCGGAGAAGUGACACAAUGUCCAUUUAGUGACAUUUUUCGUGUGCCUUGUACGAUCCAAUAGACUCAAUGACGCUUCCAACGCCAAUCUGCAGGGAUUCCCUGCGUCCACCGCUUGUGUGAGGGGCACCAGCAGGCCCACCGCUCGUCUCCGCAUCUCCGGUGGAGGACACCGGAUCUUCUUUUUUAAAAAUUUUAACAACAAAACAAAGGCCUCUGCUCUCCUGUCAUGCAAGUUCUGAAGGACAACUUCUUCUACCACUCUAACGCAAGGCUAGGGGCCGAUGGGGGCCCGGAGGACGAGAAGCUGCUCCUGCAGGAGGAGCAGAAGUUGUGUCGAGCCAGAGCCCGCAGAUUCUCCCAUGAAACCAAUCGACGCAGAAAGGCGUUGGAGGAGAGGCAGAAGCAGUGGCGGCUGCAGGAGGAGCGUCUCAGGGACGCCAUCUUGCAGCAGCGACAUCAUAAGGUGCAGGAGGCCACCGAGAGGUUCCAGAGGGCCCACCUCCCCCCGUCCCAGAGGAGGACCUACCUCCCCCUUGGCCUAUGGAGGACCGGGCCCAACAUGGAGGAAGCUCUGCACCAGAUCCAGUACAGCAGCGGCUCCUUCGGCUGUCAGUCCGCCCCGGUGGCCAGCACCAGGAGCUACACCCCCUCCCUGAAGCCCACCGCUGGGACGACCUCGCGCUCCCAACGCGGGCUCUCCGCUGUGGAGGCCUACAGCAAGCUGCUCCUGGAACCCCGCAAGCACCUCCUCAAGAGCCACCAGCACCUCCUCCACAAACCCCCCCCGGAGGCCAAGCAGGAGCAGGGGGAGCAGCAGGCACGGCAGGGGGCUAUCAGCCCGUCGGAACGUAUGCACGACACCAACUGCUCCGGGAGCCUGUCGAGUUUGGACAGCCUGGAGAACGAGGACCUCGACCGCCCCUCCCCGUCGGCCCAGAAUCAGGGACCGUGGGCGGCCUCCUUCUCGCUGGACCCCAAGGGCGGUCAGGCAGCCGCGCAACCAAUCCAAAAUGGCGGCAGCCCGCGUCACGGCAGCAGGUCCGGCGAGACGCUCCGCAGGGCGGAGGACGGCCGUUCUUACGUCGGCGUGCAGGAAGGGUCCUCUAACCAUAGAGGGGCCACGCCCCCUCCCGGACGCUGCGCCCUCUUAUCGCUGUGCGAAACCAUCGCCGCCGCGGAGAGCCAGCGUAGCGAGGACGACGUCACCACGGUAACCACCAACAGCGCCGCCGCCGCCGACUGGAAGCCCGAUAGUUACUUUUUGGAACGGGAGGAACGGUCUGACCUCGGUCCCCGCGGCGACCGCGACGCCGCGUCCAGACCUCCCUUAGCGACGCAUCUCUUUUUUCCCGCCGAAAAGCUCACAAAGUCCCAUGAGGCGCCGCGCGAGCCGAUCUGUGAGCCCGACGACGACGGGAAGUCUCACGCCACCAACCGACAAGCAGUGAGCGGCCACGGCAGCCGCGUGCUCGAGGAGAACAGCUCACUCCAGGACCUCAUUGCCAACCUAAACACGUUCUCCAACGACUGGACCAGGGCGGAGAGCUUCAAGGGCACCCGGACCCUGCAGCAGGAGAGCUCAUCCCAACUCCUGCUGGACAUGUCCAGACACCAGGGAGCCCCUAACACCGCUAACAGCGCUAACAGAGCUAACACCGCUAACAGAGCUAACAACGUCAACGGCGCCGACAGUGCUAACGCCGCCGACACCACUAACGACGCUGACGGCAUGAACAGCGCUAACAACGCUAACGGCAUGAACAGCGCUAACAACGCUAACGACGCUAACAGCAUGAACAGCGCUAACGCUAACACCGCUGGGAUCUCGUUCCAAGCGGACCCCAGCGAGUCGCACCAGGUUCGGUUUGUCAAAGGGAUCCUCAAGAAGCAGUCCAAGUACGCCCCGCCCCCCCGAAGCCCCUCGGGCGGCCUGGGGAAGCUGGUUUUUGCCAAACAGGUGGCAAAGUCGAUCCGGGACAGCAUGGAGCUGGCGAGGGGGAGGUGCAGGACCCAAGAGGGCGUGGCCGCCCAGGCGGUGAGGAAGAAGAUCCGCUGGCUGGACGAGGCGGACCGAUUGCCCCAGAACUACGACAACGCCAACGCCACCGCCACCGCCACCGCCACGCGGAGACAGGAGCAGACCGCGGACACUCCCGGCCUCCAGGACCCCGGCGGGUUCUACGCCAGGCCCCCGGACCUCCAGAGGGGCCCCUGCCCUGCGGCCGCCCCGGGCCCCUCCUCAGUCUCGGAGGCGGAUCUCACCAGGCUGGCGUGGGCCGACGCAGGGGUGCAGGUCGGCGUGCGGGAGGUCAGGGGGGCCCCGCGGGGACAGAACCCCCCCGCGCGGCCGGCCGGCCCCCGGGCCCCCCGGAGGGACCGCCCCGGCGGCAGGGCCCCUGUGGCUCCCGCCCCGCGGCGGGUCAGGAAGGGCUCGCUGAUGCGGCCCCAGUCCGCCGCGGAGGCCGGCUGGGCCGGGCGGGCCCCGGGGAGGGUGCUGGUGCCACGCCCGCCGUCCAGGGCCGAGGAGGCGGCGGCGGCGGCGCGGGGCCCCUGCCGGACGCCCUACAGUGCGGAGCGGACCUUUAAGCCCGCGCCCCCCAUCGGGGACCAGGCCCCCGGGGGCCCCGGCAGGAACGGCGACGGCGGCGGCGAGCUCAGGUUCUCCCCUCGCACACACGUCACGAUCCGAGUGGAAGGGGACGUCCUGGUCACGCCCCUCCUGCCCUCCUAUAGGUUCUCCUUCGCCGAGGGCCCGCCCCCACAGAGCCUCCAGCAGGGGCCCAGGGCCGGCUCUGCGAGGAGGGCCGCUGGGGGCCCGGAGAGGGGGCUGGGGUUACACUGUACCCCCACGGACGAGGAGAUCUCCAGGCUCUGGCACGGGGUGCGCAGUGCCUUGGCCACCAGGGAAGCGGCCAGGAACCAGGUGAAGCGACAGAACCUGGAGGCCUCUGGGGGAGCAGUAGCACUGGGGCCCAGGCAGGUGGUGGUGAGGCCAGGCAGACAGGCCCCUGGCGUGGGGAACAGACGGCUUCCUCCACCUCCACCUCCUUCUCCUCCUCCCUCGCAGUCCUUGAAACCGUCCAAGGAGCUUGUCGCGUCCUUCCUCUAUAACCGGGAUGUGUGGCCUACAGAUGAAGGUGCUGAAUCUCCCACAACAGGACAACAUCACGCCAAGGUCGCGGGCUCCAUGGCAACCACCCAAACAUGGAGAUCAGCACUCCCAGGUGGGGCCCCUCAUAGCUCCUCAUCGACGACCCUCUCUCUUGAGGAGCAGAGGAUCCUGCAGUCCUUGGACCGACUUAACCUCCAGCUCCACUGCAUUGAGGAGCAGGAAGAGGCAGAUCCCAGGGGGCCGAUGGCGCUCAACAUGGCGGCAAUCAGGGAUCAAGGCAAGGCCUUGACCAAUCACAAACAGACCCUGUUUUCUGUGAACGGCCGCACCCACAACCACAGGAGGUUCUGAUGUUGGGGGAGAGAGGUCCGGGAUUGGGAUCCUGGUCGAUUCUUUCUAUAUAUCCUACCAUGGGACUUCUCUCUGACGCCCUCCUUCAGUCUGUCCCUUCUCUCCUUACUCACCAAGCACUUUACGACCUACCAGUCCUUGCUCCGAGCAGUUCAGGGCAAAGCCUGUCUCCAAAGAACUGACCGCUGUUCUAUGUAUUUUUUUCUUUCUGUGAGGAACCUGGAUCUCAGAUCUGGAGUGCACAGCUUCCUCCGUAGCACAUAGCUGAACAACAACUCCCCACAAACAAGAAUAAAUUAUUCAUGUUAUUUAUUAGUUAUUUUUCAUAUUAAGUGCAUAGAGAUAUAAGAUCUGGCUAUGAAUGCAUCUACCUAUUUUAGAUGUGUCAUUUCGUUGUUCCGUUUUGCUUAAAGCAGAUGGGAAAUAUUAAUCAAUAAUUGAUAUUAAUCUUAACGUUAUCUAAACGCGAGUGAGACCUCAGGAUACCUGAAGUGUGUGGGAGUUUUCCAUGCUGUAACGUGUGGAUGCCAUUAAAACUGAUAGUGGGUGUGUAAAAGCAAUCUGGGUUUCGUAUAGUUUGAGAUCUUUAUCUUAACCCUCAGUAAUGUUAAUUACCGGAGCGUUAGACUGCCUCUUUGGUUCACUUAGUGCAUCUAGUUUACAGGAAGAUCAUUUCUAUUUUUAUAAAUAUGUCUAUAUUAAAAUAUAUAUAUAAUAUAACAUGUAGCUUCUUCAUGCUUUAUACAUCUUGAAUAAAUACGGUGAACACUUUUUACAUUA